UCCUAGGACUGUCAUGUAACAGCUUAAAAUUUUCAUGUAAAAACAGAAAAUGGCUUCAAGAGGAGCAACGGAGACCUGUAAACUAAAACAAAACUUAGAAGAGCAGUUGGAUAGAUUAAUGCAGCAGCUUCAAGACCUGGAGGAAUGCAGAGAGGAGCUGGAUGCAGACGAGUAUGAAGAGACCAAAAAAGAAACUCUAGAGCAGCUGAGUGAGAUCAAUGACUCCCUGAAGAAGAUUAUGUCUGGAGAUAUGACUUUGGUGGAUGAGCUCAGUGGGAUGCAACUGGCAAUACAAGCAGCCAUCAGCCAAGCAUUUAAAACUCCAGAAGUAAUUAGGAUGUUUGCAAAGAAACAACCAAGGCAAUUGAGGACAAGGUUGGCAGAGAUGGAUCGAGACUUAAUGGUUGGGAAGUUGGGACGAGACCUGUACACACAGCAGAAGGUAGAAAUCCUGACUGCCCUCAGAAAGCUGGGUGAGAAGUUGACUCCAGAUGAUGAGACGUUCUUGUCAGCAAAUGCUGGUGCAGCCCUGAGCCAGUUUGAGAGAGUCUCCACUGACCUUGGAUCAGGAGACAAAGUCUUUGCUCUAGCAAGUUUUGAAGUAGAAAAGGCAAAGCAAUGAAGAGGUGCGUGAGGCUUGUGUCUCUCCGGUUAGCAGCAUUGGACUUCUGUCGUAUUGCAUUUGUUUUUUCUAUUUUUAACAUGUUGAAAAAAAGCAAAGGAAAACAAACCCAAAACCCUAAACCUCUUGGGUUCUUAACCAGAAGAUACGAAGUAAACAGCCUUAAGUGCACUUUGGAACCUUGGUGUCUGUUGUACCCCUCAGUAAUAUAAGCUCUGAGGCUGAAUACUAAGUGGUACACUGAAAACAAAAGCGUGGUAUGACUGUCUUCGGAAAGAGUCAACUAUUUUGAACUUUUCUGAAUGUGUAUUUCUCUUGACUAUUAAAACGUUGUCUUUUUGC
This is a messenger RNA of Leptosomus discolor (cuckoo roller), 964 nucleotides long. Lineage: Eukaryota; Metazoa; Chordata; Aves; Leptosomiformes; Leptosomidae. The record is from RefSeq and is a predicted model, not a curated record.